Molecule: messenger RNA, 648 nt
Organism: Penicillium angulare
Lineage: Eukaryota; Fungi; Ascomycota; Eurotiomycetes; Eurotiales; Aspergillaceae
Exons: 1
Coding region: 1-648 (215 amino acids)
Biological process (GO): secondary metabolic process
Source: RefSeq, a predicted model, not a curated record
AUGGCCUUGGCAUUUUAUGCUCGGGCUAGAUUUAUCAAUAAUCUACUACCAUUGAUCCAACAAGCAUCAAACCUCCGCCGUGUUGUAACCGUCCUCGCUGCAGGCAAGGAGGGUCCAAUCUUCACAAAUGAUUUCCAAGGUCGCAAUAUUCCAUUUAGACACGCUCGAGGACACCAUAUCUCCAUGGUAGACAUGAUGCUGGAGAUAUUUGCACAACGUGCCCCCGAUGUUAGCUUCGUCCAUGACUAUCCAGGGCCUGUCAAGUCAGGAUUUGGACGAGAGACGAACAGCAUGUUGCUCUAUGUGGCAUUAACGAUUUUCAAAAUUGUCGGGCCAUUGUUUUACAUUCGAAGUCAGGAAUCCGGAGAACGUCAUUUAUUCUUUGCCACCAGUGCGCGCUUUCCACCAUUAGAGGGUGGGGAGUGUCAAGGUGUGCCUUUGUCAGAUGGCUCAUAUGUUUCGGGGGGUACGAAUGGUGACACCGGGAGUGGAGUGUAUGCUAUUGGUUGGGAGGGCGAAAGUGCAGGAUCCAAACAAUUGGAAUUAUUGGCGGGAUUGAGAAAGGAAGAUAUGGUGAAUCAGGUUUGGGAUCAUACUGUUGGAGAAUUCAAGCGAGUUACUGGGUUUGAGAGCAUAAAUGAUGAGUAG